Messenger RNA from Columba livia (rock pigeon), 825 nucleotides. RefSeq names its product acyl-CoA binding domain containing 7 (gene ACBD7). The transcript has 4 exons. Lineage: Eukaryota; Metazoa; Chordata; Aves; Columbiformes; Columbidae. Gene Ontology annotation, biological process: fatty acid metabolic process. Bases 337 to 603 code for a protein of 88 amino acids. Gene Ontology annotation, molecular function: fatty-acyl-CoA binding. The record is from RefSeq and is a predicted model, not a curated record.
AUCUCUGCUUUCAGGCUGGUGGUCUAAUCCUCAGGGGUAUGGAAACGCGCUCAGGCUUUCUGAAGAAACUAGUGUGGGCUUAAUGCCCUCAUUGUCCUUUCCCCAGCGUUCGUACCCACCCAUUUCCCCCUGUGGGUCCCCGGAGGCACAGCCCCCGUGCCCUGCCUCGGCGGGGCUCUGCGCGGCGGGCGAGCUGAGCUCAGUGGUACCCAGCCCAGCGCCGCGGCUGCAGCACGGCCCCAGCACCGCACCCGCGCCGCCGCGGCACAGAGGCAGAAGCACCGGGUCCCCGCAGGAGAAGGAGCGAGGCCGUUCCCUGAGCAUCCUCACGGCAUCAUGGCUCUCCAGGCUGACUUUGAUCAUGCUGCAGGAGAUGUAAGAAAACUAAAAACAACACCAACUGAUGAAGAACUGAAGGAACUAUAUGGAUUGUACAAACAGGCUACUAUUGGAGAUAUUAAUAUUGAAUGUCCAGGAAUGCUGGAUUUGAAAGGCAAAGCCAAAUGGGAAGCGUGGAACCUGAAAAAAGGUUUAUCAAAAGAGGACGCCAUGAAGGCCUAUAUCUCUAAAGCAAACGCAUUGGUAGAAAAAUAUGGGAUCUAGAAUACUCAAAAUAAUUCCCAAUAAUACCUAACUCUGCAGUAGCUAAUGAACUAAGUCUGUUGAGAAAAAUGCAAUACUAACUCCUUAUUGUGUAGUCUGACGUAAAAAUUUUUUAAGCAUAAGCUGUUUGAUUGUAAGGCGUAUUUACGUACGUACUCUAUUUUUAGAUUGUAUCUUACUCUAAAUAAAUUUGAACCUAAUAAAUGAAGCUUUCUGUAAGAA